UCGUCGUUGUGUACAACAGUAGUUGGCUGGCUGCUGGCCCCGUAGGUGUGCGAUCUCUUGGGUCAGACUCUCGUAUGAAAAUAAUCGUUUGCGAGUGCGGGAUACCUCAUUGUUUUUGCAUGUAACACCAACAAACAACAACAUAUUGAAUACGCAUAGUAAAGGGGUAACAUAGGGAAAAAAAAACAAAGUUGGACCACAGCUCCGAGGAGAUAAACAGGGAGGAAGGAGGCGGGCGCUCACGGGCGCUCUCCACCGCCUGCACCACCACCACCACCAGUAGCCGAGAGAGAGAGGUGAGGCGAGCUGCAGUUGCAGCAGCAGUAGAACCGCCGCCUGCGCCGUGAGCAUCACCCAGUGGGUCGGUCAACAUGGCGGGGAAUACGGGCAUGGAGCAACUGAUCCCGAUCGUAAACAAGCUCCAGGAUGCCUUCACCCAGCUCGGGGUCACGAUGCAGCUCGACCUGCCGCAGAUCGCCGUCGUCGGCGGCCAGUCGGCUGGCAAGUCAUCCGUACUCGAGAACUUCGUUGGAAAGGAUUUCUUGCCACGAGGGUCGGGCAUCGUCACCAGAAGACCGCUCAUCCUGCAGCUCAUCAACAGCACGACCGAAUGCGGCGAGUUUUUGCACUGUAAAGGAAAAAAGUUCGUGGACUUUGAAGAGAUACGAAAAGAAAUUGAGGGGGAAACGGACCGCAUAACCGGCAGCAACAAAGGCAUCUCCAACGUUCCCAUCAACUUGAGAGUUUACUCGCCCAACGUGUUGAACCUGACACUGAUAGAUCUGCCCGGUUUGACGAAAGUGCCGAUCGGCGAUCAGCCGGCCGACAUAGAGGAGCAGAUAAAAAUGAUGAUUUUCCAGUUCAUCAGGCGCGAGAACUGCCUCAUACUCGCGGUCACGCCGGCCAACACAGAUUUGGCCAACAGCGACGCCCUCAAACUUGCCAAGGAGGUGGAUCCUCAAGGUGUACGUACGAUCGGUGUCAUUACUAAGCUGGAUCUUAUGGACGAUGGCACCGAUGCCCGCGAUAUUUUGGAGAACAAAUUGCUGCCCCUGCGACGAGGCUACAUCGGCGUCGUCAACAGGAGUCAAAAGGAUAUCGAGGGCCGCAAAGAUAUCAAGGCAGCCCUGGCAGCUGAGCGUAAAUUCUUCUUGAGCCACCCCUCGUAUCGGCAUAUAGCGGACAGACUGGGCACCCCGUACUUGCAGCGAGUGCUCAAUCAGCAGCUGACGAAUCACAUCCGAGAUACAUUGCCGGCAUUGCGCGACAGGUUGCAAAAGCAAAAACUCGCCAUGGAAAAAGAAGUCGAGCAGUACAAACACUUCAGGCCAGAUGAUCCUGCCAUCAAAACCAAGGCCAUGUUACAGAUGAUUCAGCAGCUGCAGACAGACUUUGAGAGGACCAUCGAGGGCUCCGGUUCCGCUCAGAUCAACACCAUGGAACUGAGUGGUGGUGCCAAGAUCAACCGACUAUUUCACGAGCGAUUUCCCUUUGAAAUCGUCAAAAUGGAGUUUGACGAAAAAGAACUGCGCCGAGAAAUUGCUUUUGCCAUUAGAAACAUUCAUGGUAUUAGAGUCGGUCUUUUCACUCCAGACAUGGCUUUCGAAGCUAUUGUCAAAAAACAAAUCAACAGGCUGAAAGAGCCUAGUCUUAAAUGUGUGGAUCUAGUCAUACAAGAACUUAGCAAUGUUGUGCGGAUAUGUACAGAUCAGAUGUCACGGUAUCCUAGAUUACGAGAAACAACAGAUAGUAUUAUCACUUCUCACAUCAGAAAUCGAGAACAGAUGUGCAAGGAACAACUGGUUUUACUGGUUGACUGUGAGCUCGCGUACAUGAACACAAAUCACGAAGAUUUUAUUGGCUUCGCAAACGCGGCAGCCAGUAGCCAUAAUGCAAGCGCCCAGCAAUCUUCGGAGAACUCAGUAAAGACUGGACGCCACACCCUGGGCAAUCAGGUCAUACGCAAGGGCUACAUGUGCAUACACAAUCUCGGUAUAAUGAAAGGAGGUUCCCGGGACUACUGGUUCGUCCUCACCUCCGAGAGCAUUUCUUGGUUCAAGGACGAGGAGGAGCGAGAAAAGAAGUACAUGUUGCCACUGGACAACCUGAAGCUGCGCGAUCUCGAGCAAGGCUUCAUGUCGCGCCGUCAUUUGUUUGCCCUUUUCAACCCCGAGGGCAGGAACGUGUACAAAGAUUACAAGCAGCUCGAGUUGAGCUGCGAGACUCAGGACGACGUGGACUCGUGGAAGGCGUCGUUCUUGCGCGCUGGUGUCUAUCCGGAAAAACAGACCGAACAGGCCAAUGGAGACGGCGAGGAAGGAUAUGAGAGCGGCCUAUCAUCGCAUAAAAAGGGAGGCGGUGAAACUCAGCAAUCAAUGGACCCCCAGCUGGAGAGACAAGUUGAGACGAUUCGUAACUUGGUCGACUCCUAUAUGAAAAUCGUCACGAAAACCUGUCGAGAUCUCGUACCGAAAACCAUUAUGCACUUGGUAAUCAACAAUGCCAAAGAUUUCAUCAAUGGCGAGCUCUUGGCACAUUUGUAUGCUAGCGGAGAUCAGUCGUCCAUGAUGGAAGAGUCGCCCGAGGAAGCAAUAAAGCGCGAGGAGAUGCUGCGCAUGUACCACGCGUGCAAGGAGGCCCUCCAAAUCAUCGGGGACGUGUCGAUGGCUACAGUCACGACACCCGUACCACCGCCUGUCAAGAAUGAUUGGCUCGCAUCGGGCGAAAACCCAAGUCUUGGACUAUCACCACCAUCGCCGGGUGGUCCAGGUAGCAGACCAAGGAACACUGGUGGACCACCGUCAGGUGGUUCUCGAGUACCACCACCACCUCCAAGCACUGGCAGGCCGGCUCCUGCCAUUCCCAACAGGCCCGGACCCGGUGGCCCACCUCCUGGCCGAGGUGCCCCUGGUGGUGGCCUUCCACCUCCUCUCAUCCCAUCUCGCGGUGGCGUCCAGGGAAUCCAGCAAAGGGUGACGCAGGCAGCGACACAAGCCGCUGCCAAUGCAGCUGUGAACGAGCUGAUGGACGCUUUCAAGAUGAAGUUACGUGUCGUCCCAAAUGUUCCGCCACGAAUACCAGACAGACCAGCAUCCGGACGAAUGAAUUGAGCGUAUUAUCGUUGAUCAUUCGACUAGAGCCAUUUAUCUUUAAAAGGUGCCGUGGAGUUUAGAAAAAAAAAAAAAAAAUAAAAUAAAAUAGGAUCCAAAUGACCAGCAACGAAGAUACAAUGUCUGUCAGCUACCAAACCGAGACGGUGAUGUAAAGGCUGUGGCCGCCGCACGGACUAAUUAAAUACGAGAGGAACAAUCGUAUCGAUAACAAUCACAGAACCAAAUGUGCUUAUUUUUCCGUUUGGUGUAAUAAUAUCUGUCGUUGUUGCUACAAUUUUUUUUUUCUCGACGACUCGUCAACUCAACAGUAAGAAGGGUGAAAUAAUCCUUUCGUCGCGUAUGGUUUCAUUGCAUACUUACCAAUUAUUCACAGAUUUAGGCUAUACGCUUUUGAGAGAAGCGUUAAGGACUCAUCUCUUGUGUGCUACACGAAAACGUAGUGACUUUUAUUUCGAGUAAGAAGUUGAAAAUACUUUAUUGAUCGUAAAGGUGACAAUGUGGUACGUGAAAAUUAAUUUACAUGAUCAAAUAUAUUGAUUUAUUUUCAGAGAUAUUGUCUUUUUUACGAUUAAGCUGAUAUUCUUAAUUUCUAAUGAUAUUAUGAUUGUUGUGUAAAUUGUAUGCAAAAAAAAGGCGAUUUUUGUUAUAAAACAUUUCAACGAAUAAAAACAGUCAAUGCAGUAUAAUUUGUGGUAUUGCAGUGAAAAAAAUUGUAUAAAUCCAUAUAAUUUCAUGAACUAUUUUGUAAAAAAUUGAUUUUUGAUCAAUGUCCUGUUACGUACGAGUAAAAAAAUAAGUUAUACUUGAUAGUAAAAUGAGAAAAAUACAUGAAAUGGCGAACAGUGUGGUUGUUUAAAAUUAAAUUAUUUACUGAAAAUUUGUUCGUCUUUGAUUAUUUGUGGUGCAAUCAUUUUCACUUGAUGGAAAAAAUAUUUGCAUUAUACGUGUAUACUACGAGUCCAGUGUCACAUUCCUAUCGUAAAAGAAUUUUGCAUGUAGUUGUUGAUAUUGUAUGUGUCUGACUAUCAAUGUAUAUAAUUGUUAUUAAACUAUUUUUGUGUAAUGUUAACAAAUACAAACUGGGACUUUUGACAGCGACAGUAUUAUAGGUAAGACAGUUGUAACUGGACCAAGUAAAAAAAUGUUGCUCACGAAAUACAAAUAAAAAUUAUUAAAUGAUUUUUUCCCACGGCUACAUUGGUUCGUUGCCAUUCACGGUUUGAUUUAAUUGCAAUAUUAAAAAAAAAAAAAAUCACACUUUAACGAUUCGCGCAGCCAUACAUGUAAAUAAUUUAUAGUUAUUUUUUAUCACUAUUGUACCAUAUUUUUACUCAGUUUUUACUCAUUUUUACUCUACUAUUAUUAUUAAUAUUACUAUUAUUAUACUUGAUAUUGUUACUACAUGACAAUCCACUUUGUAAUAAUAAAAUAAAUCACCAACAAAGCAAAUGAUCAAAUAUUUGAUCAACAGCACAAGUGGUAGUAUUUUAGAUCUUGAAGAAAAAAUAUCUCUUGUUUGAGAUUCAAUCUCUACCAUUGUCUAAUAACACCCAAUCGAAUGUAAAUUGAAUAUUUCUGUUGAAAACGUCACAUUUAAAUCACUUCUUUUUUUUAUUAACCAUCUCAUUCACGAAAUCUUCGAUAAAUGGAAUAUUCAAUCUACUGAUAAUAAAACACCUACUAAAUGUGAAGUUUGGCCCCAAACAAACUAUCUAUGUAUAGAUACAAAAAAUCGAUCGAGCUAGCGUGCAAAGUCGAAAUUUAUUAUUAUUUUUUUUUUUUUGUUCUCUUUAACGCUGUUCAUGCUGCACGUGUGAUAUUUUUACACUGUUAAUAGUGUGUAAGAAAAAAAACGCACGUUUCUCUCCGUUUGUGUUUUCAUUUUCUUUUAUUUCACAAGAGAAAGAUGAAUAACUUAAGCUUGUAGGAGUGUAUGCAAGUUUCUUGUGCCAAAAGAAAAGGAAUUCGAGCGAAAGUGGAAGUUUUGGCCAGCAAACUCAAUGAGAUGGCAUUAAUUUUCGCUGCUGAUGAAACGCAAUGGCCGAGAAAACUCUAAAUUUUGUACAUAUAUCAAUAUAAGUAUUAUGAAUAAUGGUACGCGUGCUGUAUAGAAACAAAUGGACAAGUUUCCCAUGUUUUCCGAUCCACUAUCUCUCUACUUGUGCGCCCUCAUCAUCCCCCUGAUUUUUUUUGUCUCUUUUGUAAGUACAACGUUCGUUUGCCAGUCUCAAUGUUACGCUAGACGAUUCCGACUGCGAAAUGACUUGUGUAUUUUACCUAUUAUGGAGCUGCGAUGAGCUCAAUAAAGCUUU
Messenger RNA from Copidosoma floridanum, 5425 nucleotides. It is a transcript of the gene shi, whose product is annotated as dynamin-1 shibire. Gene Ontology annotation, molecular function: microtubule binding; GTPase activity; GTP binding. NCBI's taxonomy places the organism in Eukaryota, Metazoa, Arthropoda, Insecta, Hymenoptera, Encyrtidae. Gene Ontology annotation, cellular component: plasma membrane; cytoplasm; microtubule. Gene Ontology annotation, biological process: receptor internalization; synaptic vesicle budding from presynaptic endocytic zone membrane. The record is from RefSeq and is a predicted model, not a curated record.